AUGGUAAGAGCAGCAGUGGCGGUCCAGAGCAUUAAGUUGAACGAUGAGAAGACGGCUGCCGACCGGGUGGAGCCGCAGACGAUACCAGAGCAGAAAAGCAGGUGCGUCAAGAAGACGGCGCAGCGCAAUGAACCCAGAGAAGUAGAAGGGGACGUUGGUGACCUCAAGAGCAAGAACGGCCCGAUCAUUGCCAACAAGUCGUGGACUAUCAUUUCGCAUCCAAAAACAGCUUGCCGACUUGAGCAUGGCCGAUGA
This is a messenger RNA of Diaporthe amygdali, 255 nucleotides long. RefSeq lists its product as uncharacterized. The coding region runs from base 1 to 255 and encodes 84 amino acids. NCBI's taxonomy places the organism in Eukaryota, Fungi, Ascomycota, Sordariomycetes, Diaporthales, Diaporthaceae. The record is from RefSeq and is a predicted model, not a curated record. The transcript has a single exon.